Messenger RNA from Hibiscus syriacus, 1999 nucleotides. RefSeq names its product pentatricopeptide repeat-containing protein At1g08070, chloroplastic-like. The coding region runs from base 137 to 1966 and encodes 609 amino acids. Lineage: Eukaryota; Viridiplantae; Streptophyta; Magnoliopsida; Malvales; Malvaceae. The record is from RefSeq and is a predicted model, not a curated record. The transcript has a single exon. Gene Ontology annotation, biological process: RNA modification. Gene Ontology annotation, molecular function: protein binding; zinc ion binding; RNA binding.
UGAAAAAGCAACCCGGAGAAUAGCUGGUAAAGAUUAAGAAAUAUACUCUUAAAACAUACAUUUUUCUUACGCAAGUAAAGGUUGGUUUUUGAUGAACUGCAAAAACUAGGGAUGAGUUUACUCCCAUCGUCUCUACAUGCAAACUUCAAUCCCAAAAACCAAGCUUUUAAUUAUUAUCCGUACAAUCACAACAUCCGCCACCGUCAGCUGCAGUCAAAGAGCUGCGUCGGAACGUGGCUUCCUAAGCCUUAUCCAAUCUUGCAACUCCUUCUCAAACCUCCUCCAAAUCCAAACACAAAUCAUCAAACUGGGUUUUGAAAACAACCCUUUAAUUCUCACUAAAUUUGCAUCCAAAUCCUCUGACCUCAACUCCAUUGAAUACGCUCAUCGUUUCCUCUUUUCACCCCAUUCGAACACCCAUUUCUACGAUGCUUUCCUUUUCAACACUAUUAUCAAAGCUUAUGCUCAAACUGGGAACUUAAAACCCAAAGCUUUAUUGGUUUUCAAUUUCAUGCUUGAAUGCGGAGUUUUGCCUAAUAAUUUCACGUAUCCUGUUGUUUUAAAGGCUUGUGCUGCCAUUGGGGACUUGAAUUUAGGCAUGUCCGUUCACGGGUCGUUGUUAAAAUUUGGUUUUGACGGGAAUGAUCCUGUUUUAAACACUCUGGUUCACAUGUACUGUGGUUGCAAAGGAGGGAUCGUGUUUGGUCGCAAAGUGUUCGAUGAAAUGACGAAAAAUGACUCUGUUCCUUGGAGCGCAAUGGUUGGUGGGUAUGUCCGAUUGGGGCGAUCGAAUGAUGCAGUUGACUUGUUUAGGCAGAUGCAGAUGCGAGGCGUGUGCCCUGAUGAGAUUACAAUGGUUGCAGUUUUGUGUGCUUGUACUGAUUUAGGUGCACUUGAACUCGGGAAGUGGGUUGAGUCUCUUAUUGAGAGGGAAAAAGUUAAUAAGUCCUUGCAGCUCAAUAAUGCGCUUAUUGAUAUGUUUGCCAAGUGUGGUGAUGUUGAUAAAGCUUUGAAAUUGUUUAGGGUCAUGAAUGAGAGAAGUAUUGUUUCCUGGACCUCUGUCAUUGUUGGUUUAGCCAUGCAUGGGCGUGGAUUGCAGGCUGCUUCUUUGUUUCAAGAGAUGAUAAGAGAUGGAGUGGCACCAGAUGGUGUUGUUUUCAUUGGAUUGCUCUCUGCUUGUAGUCAUUCUGGACUUCUUGAGAAAGGAAAGGAAUAUUUUAAUUUGAUGAGGAAGGAGUUUGGUAUUUUGCCUAAAAUUGAACACUAUGGAUGCAUGGUAGAUAUGUUAUGUAGGGCUGGACUUGUUAGAGAGGCAGUGGAGUUUGUUCAGGAUAUGCCUAUUGAGCCAAACUCUAUUAUUUGGCGAACACUGAUAAAUGCUUGCCGUACACAUGGUGAACUCAAGCUGGGAGAGAGCCUUGCCAGACAACUAAUCCGAAAUGAGCCUAUGCUUGAGGCCAAUUACGUCUUGCUUUCGAAUAUUUAUGCAAAGAUGUCUCAUUGGGAGAAGAAAACCAAGACUAGGGAAGUGAUGGACUCCAAGGGCAUGAGGAAGAUUCCAGGGAGCACUACCCUCGAGCUAAAUAACCAGAUCUAUAAAUUCGUUGCUGGGGAUAUGUAUCAUAAUCAGUACAAGGAAAUAUUUGAGAUGGUAGAUGAGAUGGGCAGAGAGAUGAAGAGGGCUGGAUAUGUUCCCUUGACCUCAGAUGUUAUGCUUGAUAUCGAUGAAGAAGACAAGGAAGAUAAUUUGAAUAGGCAUAGUGAAAAGCUGGCCAUUGCUUUUGCUCUUACGAAUACACCACCAGGGACUCCUAUUAGGAUUGUGAAAAAUCUGCGAGUUUGCAGUGAUUGUCAUUCCGCUACAAAGUUCAUCUCUAAGAUAUAUAAUCGAGAAAUUAUAGCAAGGGAUCGGAGUCGGUUUCACCAUUUCAAGGAUGGUUUAUGCUCGUGUAACGAUUUCUGGUGACAAAGUAAGAGAAAUGACAGCUUUCCAAAGCUA